Lotus japonicus is the source of this 1560-nucleotide messenger RNA. RefSeq names its product dihydrofolate reductase-like. The record is from RefSeq and is a predicted model, not a curated record. The transcript is spliced from 6 exons. NCBI's taxonomy places the organism in Eukaryota, Viridiplantae, Streptophyta, Magnoliopsida, Fabales, Fabaceae. The coding region runs from base 185 to 955 and encodes 256 amino acids.
CCACCUCUAAAAACAACCAAAAGGUUUGCUUAAUGCCUUCAUACAAAGCCAACAAAAUGGACUAGACGAAUCCCUUGACAAAAUAGCCAACAACUAGUUAUUCAUUUUCCAUUGGACGCACACGCCCACGCACACGUAGAAUUGUGACUGAAAACAAUUCCCUUCCUUUAAAUUGUGUUCAUUCAUGUGCGUCCACAAAACCUUAUUCGCCACAAUCUCUCUCCCACAACCUCGCAAUCCUCAAACAUCGAUCAUUCAUCUUCCACGUUCGUUUCUCGAUCAAUCGAUGGGAAGCGAAGGCGAUGACAACAACAACAGGGUGGUGAAGAAGCCAAGGUUCCUGUGCCUUCAUGGGUUCCGAACAAGUGCAGAGAUACUCAACAAACAGAUACAUAAAUGGCCUCAAUCCGUUCUAGAAAAACUCGAUCUCGUUUUCGUCGAUGCCCCUUUUCCUUGCAAUGGAAAAUCUGAUGUUGAAGGCAUUUUCGAUCCUCCUUACUACGAGUGGUUCCAGUUUAACAAGGAAUUUACAGAGUAUACUAACUUUGAUGAGUGCCUGCAAUUUAUUGAGGAUUACAUGAUCAAGCAUGGGCCAUUUGAUGGUCUACUUGGCUUCUCACAGGGGGCUAUACUAUCAGCUGCACUGCCAGGUCUUCAGGAGAAGGGCGUGGCACUUACAAAGGUUCCUAAACUGAAAUAUCUGAUAAUAAUAGGAGGAGCUAAGUUGAGGUCACCUUCAGUGGUGGACAAAGCAUAUUCUUCCCCCAUUCGAUGUCCCUCCCUUCACUUUCUAGGAGAGACAGAUUUUUUGAGGCAGUAUGGUAAUGAGCUAUUAGAAUCCUGUGUCGAACCUGUGGUGAUUCAUCACCCAAAAGGACACACAAUACCAAGAUUAGAUGAUAAGAGCUUGAAGAUCAUGAUGAAUUUCAUCGAAAAAAUUCAAAAAGAUACCUAAAAAUAAGAAAUAGUUUUAGACGAAGAGCUAAUGCUUCAAAUGAUUUUUUUAAAUAAUUUUUCAUUUUAUCAUAAAUUUAUAGCAUUAAUACGUUUUGGUACUGUCAUAUGAUUCUGCUAGUGUUUUGAAAUAUAUAUGAAAAGGCUGUCAUAUUUGCCGCAAUAUUCACUCUCAUUUCCCUAUUCAUUUUUAGGUUUACCUAAUAUCGACUCGUAAGAAUAUCUAAAUUUAAACCCUCAUUUUUUAGCGGCUAUUAAGGGUCACACUUCUUUACAUUUACAUAAUUGUCCUCCUGCUUAGUUUUGCAACAAAUAAUAAGAACAGCAAGUGUGUAGCUUUCUUCCUCCUAAACCUCCUUUGUCGCUUCAUCUACUUCGUCUCCCUCUCCCCCUCCGACCAAAACUUCAUUGGUUUCGUCGAUACCCCUCACAGUCCAUAAGCGACAACAAAUUAUCAACCUAUGUGACCUUAAACAUGCCAACGUCGUUCAAGUCCUUGCGCACAAGUGAUGAUUGAAGAAAUAGCUCAUGCCCGCCUCUCCUCUCUUUUCUUAAUUCUCUCUCAUGUACUUAAUCUACUUUCAUCAACAAGCUUUGUCGCGCUUU